Manihot esculenta (cassava) is the source of this 1706-nucleotide messenger RNA. RefSeq names its product cytochrome P450 736A117. The record is from RefSeq and is a predicted model, not a curated record. Bases 56 to 1579 code for a protein of 507 amino acids. The transcript has 2 exons. Gene Ontology annotation, molecular function: oxidoreductase activity, acting on paired donors, with incorporation or reduction of molecular oxygen; monooxygenase activity; heme binding. Lineage: Eukaryota; Viridiplantae; Streptophyta; Magnoliopsida; Malpighiales; Euphorbiaceae.
GUUAAACUGCCUUGCCAAGGUUCACACAAGAUAAAGUUGCUUAGUGUUGAGCAUCAUGUGGCAAUUCUUCAUCAACAUCCUUCCCCUCUUCUUCCUCUUCUCAUUCUUAGUUGUUAGAAGGUUCCUGAAUCCUCCUGUAACCAAAAACCUCCCACCUUCACCACCAAAGUUUCCGAUUCUUGGAAACCUUCACCAACUAGGCCCGUACCCCCACCGCUCUCUACGCUCGCUGGCUCAACGUUAUGGUCCUCUUAUGCAACUCCACUUUGGCAGUAUCCCUGUCCUUGUUGCCUCAUCUGCAGAUGUUGCGAGAGAGAUCAUGAAAACCCAUGACCUCACUUUCUCAAACAGACCAAAGUUUAACAUUGCUGAUAAACUUCUGUAUGAAGGGCAGGAUGUGUCCACAGCACCUUAUGGUGAGUAUUGGAGGCAGAUGAGAAGCAUUUGUGUGCUUCAGCUUUUAACUAACAAGAGGGUGCAAUCAUUUCGAAGUGUAAGAGAAGAAGAAACCACCAUCUUGGCCGAGAAGAUCAAAGAAUCUGCUUACUCGUCAUCCCCAGUUAAUUUGAGUGAAAACUUUGCAUCUCUCACAAAUGAUAUUGUAUGCAGGGCGGCUUUGGGAAGAAAGUACAGUGAAGGAGAAGGUGGGAAGAAGUUCAAGGAGUUGUUAGGGGAGUUCAUGGAAUUGUUAGGUACUUUCACCGUCGGAGACUUCAUCCCAUGGCUUGGUUGGGUAAACGGCAUAAAUGGUUUUGAUGCAAAAGUGGAGAAAAUUGCCAAAGAGUUUGAUAAAUUUCUAGAUGAAGUAGUUGACGAGCAUAUGGAUAUUGCAAAAAGAAGAGGCAAUAUUAACCACAGAAAUAUAGAAAUAGAAGACCAGAAAAAUUUUGUGGAUGUUCUGCUUAAGCUUCAGGAGGAUGACAUGGCUGGCUUUUCCAUGACCAAAGUUAACAUCAAAGCCCUCAUCUUGGAUAUGUUUGCUGCUGGAACUGAUACUACUUACACAGUCCUAGAAUGGGCAAUGUCAGAGCUCCUGAGGCACCCAAGAGUGAUGAAGGAAGUGCAAAACGAGGUCAGGAAAAUUGGCAAUGGCAAAGCAGAGAUAACAGAAGAUGAUUUGGGUCAAAUGCAUUACUUGAAGGCAGUGAUCAAAGAGACUUUAAGGUUGUAUCCCCCAAUCCCAUUGCUAGUUCCACGAGCAUCGACCCAAGAUGUGAAAAUACAAGGAUACGACAUAGUUGCUGGUUCGACGGUAUUUACCAAUGCAUGGGCCAUUGGGAGAGACCCUGCGCGAUGGGACCAACCUGAGGAGUUUAGGCCUGAGAGAUUCCUGAAUAGCAGUUUAGAUUUCAAAGGACAAGAUUUCGAAUUGAUUCCAUUUGGAGCUGGUAGAAGGGGAUGCCCUGGAAUUUUAUUUGCCAUGAUAACAAACGAGCUAGUGUUGGCAAAGAUUGUUAAUCAGUUCGAUUGGGAAUUGCCUGGCGGUGCCAGUGGAGAAGAUCUGGACAUGACUGAAUGUCCUGGUCUUACCAUCCAUAGAAAAUUUCCUCUCCUUGCUAUUGCAGUUCCAAGGUCUUAAUCCACCCAUAUAAUUCAGACAAAGUUAGGGUUUUAAGAUUAGAGAAAUCAUUUUAAAAAAGGAUUAAAAUAAAUUUAGUCUCAUUAUUAGGAAUUUUGAAUUAUUAUAUUAAUUUCAUAUUUUUCAA